Messenger RNA from Colossoma macropomum (tambaqui), 2499 nucleotides. It is a transcript of the gene fbxw9, whose product is annotated as F-box and WD repeat domain containing 9. Gene Ontology annotation, biological process: proteasome-mediated ubiquitin-dependent protein catabolic process; ubiquitin recycling. The transcript has 10 exons. Gene Ontology annotation, cellular component: cytoplasm; nucleus. Bases 498 to 2279 code for a protein of 593 amino acids. Lineage: Eukaryota; Metazoa; Chordata; Actinopteri; Characiformes; Serrasalmidae. Gene Ontology annotation, molecular function: ubiquitin binding. The record is from RefSeq and is a predicted model, not a curated record.
UUGAUAUGAAACCAAACGGCUGUUGGGUUAAAGUUGAAGCCGUUGAUGUAAACUGUUGUCUUUAAAUCUACACGAGCCUAAAACAGCUGUAGAUUUCCCUGUAAUAUUGAAUGGAUAGCUUCAGCAUUCUCCCGUCAGAUUGAGUUUACCGGGUCAUUCAGUAACGUUAAAGUCUUUCGUUAAUGUCAGUUACUGUAACGUUGACCUGAAGUUGCCAAUGAGCAGUGAGCAGUGACGACAACAGCGGUGCAUCUCUGAGGAGCCAGGCGGAGAGUGGCCGGACUGACCUGUCGAUUUUAUCGAUUUUUUUUCUUUGAACGCGAGUUUAUAAUUAAAGGAAAUCAUGAGGUAAUUGUCGGUCAUCAUCAAUGAGCUGUCCAGUCAGUCCUGAGACCAGCACUUACUUGUGAACAAGAAAUCAGUCGUGAAGGAAAGGUCGAGUCGGAUGGCUAACCUAGGUAUCGUUAACUAGCGUUGCUCACAGAACAAUAACGGUCAUGUUAGAUCAUAGAGAAACAGUGGAGUGGAUGUCGGUGCCACAGAUCACCCUGGAGGAAGAGGAGAAGGUGAGAGGAAGAAAUGCCUUUUUAGGGGAGUCGCCUGGUCUGAGCAGCAACGAUGCACCUCUGCCAAGCCAACUUGGAUUAAAUUUGGCGCCCCCUCUUAACACCCCAGAGACAAGCCCCUCUCCUUCAGGCCUGCUGUCCUUGCCAUGGGAGAUGGUUGCCCGCAUUGCCUCACAUCUACCAGCACAGUGUGUCAUCAAUGUUCUACCACAGGUGUGCCGCGCUUUGGGUGAGGUGGGUGAGGACACCUCAGCCUGGCAGCUCCGGGCUCACCGCCUGACGGGCCCAAAAACCUCCUUUCCUGUUGGGCCGAGGGACAACUUUGAUUGGCCUACAGCCUGCCUGGAGAUGGAGCAGCUGAUUGAGCGCUGGGCUAGGCAGGAGGAGUGGGCUGCAUGUCAACGAGUUGCGCAAGUGCAAGAAGCAGAGGGAGAGCAGGAGAUAGAAGAGAUCCCAGAGCAGGAUGGCGCUGAUGAAGAAGGUGAAGAAGCAGCUGGAGCAGUGAAUGGAGCAGCACAUGAAGCUGUGAUAGAGCCAGACAGGCCUCAAGCAUCACAAGAAGAUGUUGAAGAUCGUCCUGUAAGACAUAGAGAAGGAGAAGUAAGGGACGACAAUGCAGCACCAAUCAUUAGAGAUGAGGGAAGAGAGAACGGAAUCGCUGGUGGUGUUGCUGAGGAUGGGCAGAACUAUCAAAACCACCCUGAAGGCGGAGGUGGAGACCGUAGGCAAGACAAUGACAAUCUUGAGGACAUGAUGUAUGAAGCUGCAGAUGAAGGUGCAGUUACUGACCCCCCACCUGCCCGAUCACCCAGUCCUCCCCCAGCCCUGGAGCACAUCACUCUCCCGUCGGGUCACAUCGCAGAUGUCAACUCCGUCCUGCUGGUGGGCGGUGAGGGCGCAGUGUGUGCCUCCGGCUCCAGGGAUCGCAACGUCAAUCUAUGGGACCUGCGCAGGGGCCCCAGGGGGGUGCUUCUGCGCACGCUGGGGGGCCGUGGCCUCUAUAGCACACACCGGGGUUGGGUGUGGUGCCUGGCGGCCAGCGGACCUCUCCUGGCCUCUGGCUCUUUCGACAGCACGGUUCGUCUGUGGGAUCUGGAGGCCGGGGGCGCCGAGCGGGGGCUGAUCCGCGGCCGAGCCGCCGUGCUCUGCCUCUCCUGCCAGGCAGAUACACUGCUUGCUGGGUCACAUGACCAGAAAGUGAGCAUUUAUGAUACCAGAGCCGCAGAGCCUCUGGUCAAGAGCCUUCGUCUCCAUGGUGACGCCGUACUGUGCCUGGCCUCAGAUGAACAGUACAUUCUCUCUGGCAGCAAAGACAACACAGUGGCAGUGUUUGACCGCAGAGCCGGGAGACUACUGAAGAAAGUACAGCUGAAGUCCUACUUGCUGUCCAUGUCGUACAGCGGACGAGAGGUGUGGGCAGGAGAUAAUCACGGACUUGUCCACACCUUUUCCAUGAACGAAGGCUCCUUUAAGUCUAUAGCUCAGUUUAAUGUGGGCCACAGUUCACUGGUGACGGGCGUCCAUAACUCACCUGGCACCCUCUACACAUGCUCCUCUGAUCGCACUAUUAAGGUUCACCUCCCAUGCGCACCCCCAAAGACUCUGUGUACUCUUCACCAUCAGGCAGGAGUGAACGGGUUAAGUGUGGAGGCGGGCGUGUUGGCUAUAGCUUCUGGUGAUAUGAACGUGGAGGUGUGGAGGCCCAGGCAGUGACAGCUCACUACAGAGAGAUUCUGUAUGAACCACAGACGACACCCUCUAUCUGUCUGGAGAGCAGUUUGUCUAGUAGGAGGUGUGGGAAGGAUCGUCUGUUCAGCGUGUUGUCUUGUGAUGAUGUAAUCGUAUAAUCUGCCAAAGGCACUACACUGAUAAGUUUACCUUCAUGUGUGUUUGUGGAAAAAAAUACAGCAACACUAUAUGUGUUUUAAACAUA